Molecule: messenger RNA, 1213 nt
Organism: Triticum dicoccoides
Lineage: Eukaryota; Viridiplantae; Streptophyta; Magnoliopsida; Poales; Poaceae
Product: B-box zinc finger protein 32-like
Exons: 1
Coding region: 225-866 (213 amino acids)
Molecular function (GO): zinc ion binding
Source: RefSeq, a predicted model, not a curated record
GGGGGACGUGGGGAGCGGAAAAGAUCUCACCAGCGAGCGGCCACCUCGCGGGAUAGCUAGCUAGCUCGGUCGUCUUUAAAUACGCGCCCCGGCGAGGAGAAGCACACCACGCUGCCUCGCCGUCGUCCGUCGUCGAUCUCGUCUCUCCCGGCUGCAAGUCUAGAAGAGCGCGCGACGCAACCUCACCUCACCCUACGUGCGAGAGAGUGCUGAAGCUGGCGGAGAUGUGUGGCGCGACGGCAAGGUGCGCGCUGUGCGUCGCGCCGGCGGACGUGCACUGCGCGGCCGACGCGGCGUUCCUCUGCGCGCCCUGCGACGCCAGGGUCCACGGCGCCAACUUCCUCGCCUCCCGCCACCGCCGCACGCGCGUCUACGCGCACAAGGCUGCGCCGGAGGAGGAGGAGGCCCUGUCCGGGAUGACCACGUCCAGCUCCUGCGUGUCCACCGCCGACUCCGCCACAACGGCGACGACGGCGGCGCCGCUGGGGCGGAGGCCCAAGAUCAGGAGCAGCCCCCGCGCGCGGGGUGAGGAGGUGCUCGAGGGGUGGGCCAAGAAGAUGGGCCUUCCGGCGGCGGUGGCGCGCAGGCGCGCCGCGGCGGCAGCGCGCACGCUCCGGGCCGUGGCCGCGGCGCCGAGGAGGGUGCCGCUGCGCGUCGCGAUGGCGGCCGCGCUGUGCCUGGAGGUGAUGGCGGCUCACGUCGGCGGCGCCCACGAGGCCGGCGACGCGCUACGGCGGCUGGAGGCGUGCGCGCACGUGCCGGCGAGGGUGCUCGUGGAGGUGGCUUCGUCCAUGGGCCGCGCGCGCGCCAGCAGACCGGCCGCCGCCGCCGUGGACGCCGAGGAGGGCUGGGGCGAGUGCCCGUGAGGCAACGCAGGAUCUUCUCCAACAACACAUGACCCGUGACUCAUGAGAAGGCGGCUAAUUAAGCUUUCUUGUUCGUUAAUUUGGUAGUAGUAGUAGUAGUAUAUUUCUAGAGAGUUGAGUAAAAGUUGAUCAAAUCUUGUUGUUAGUUAGAAGGAUAAUACUAGUAGUACGAUGUAAUCCAAAUGGAUGGUGUCAGCCAUGGCAGUAAAGUGGAUCACAUGUUGUUCAGUACUAAUACUUCUUAGCAAUUUAGCUGGACUGAUUAGGCUUUUGAAUUAGUUAUGGAUCUCUCAACACUAUGUAGAAUGGUUUAUAUACUCUCAACAAUAUGUAGAAUGGUUUAUAUA